Zygosaccharomyces rouxii is the source of this 1977-nucleotide messenger RNA. It is a transcript of the gene APC5, whose product is annotated as anaphase promoting complex subunit 5. Lineage: Eukaryota; Fungi; Ascomycota; Saccharomycetes; Saccharomycetales; Saccharomycetaceae. The transcript has a single exon. Gene Ontology annotation, biological process: positive regulation of mitotic metaphase/anaphase transition; protein K11-linked ubiquitination; anaphase-promoting complex-dependent catabolic process. Gene Ontology annotation, cellular component: anaphase-promoting complex. The coding region runs from base 1 to 1977 and encodes 658 amino acids. The record is from RefSeq and is a predicted model, not a curated record.
AUGAGUAUGUCUAAGCUUAAGCUCAUCUCUUCUGAAAUAGAAUGUAAUCAAAGGAAAACAAUGGGGGCUGAAUCUCAAUUCAAGAUAACUACAUCGUUGACACCUUAUGAUGUUUCGACAUUGGUACUGAUAUACCUUUACUGCUGCCAUAAUGUUAAAGUACCGAUGAACAUAUUUGUCAAGUUGAUUACACCAACGAUACCUUCUACAGAGAUAAAUCCUAUCUUAGAGAUCGAGAAGUUAGAUUUAACUGUCGAUAGACCGUUGUCAGUCCAUUUAGAAACAUUAGUUUCAUAUGUCUUACAUUCUGGCCAAAGACAAUUGGUCAUUCAAUUGCUUUCGGUAUUAAACUCUCUGGAUAGUUUGGAUACCCUUACCCAACUGCUUAGUUUCCUUGAGAAAGAAUGUUUGGUGAAAACUUAUAGAACCAAGAAACCAUCAAGCUCCCAGGGAUGUCGAUCGAUUACCAAGACAAGUUACCUUGGAGUAUAUCUGGACAAAUGCUUGAUCGAAUACCAUUUGGGUAGCUUUGACGACAGGGAAGAAUUGUGGGAGAGUUUUAUGCAGUACUUACAAUCUUUCAAAUCCACGGACCUUUGGAAGCGCUUAGAAUGUGAACUGAAACCAUUUGAAUUUGAGUUUAGGCCAACUAUCAAUGAUGAUGAUGAUGAUGAUAGUGACAGGGAAAUGAUUGCGUGGUUUCAAAGCUUUGGCAAGAAAAUUACAUCAGUGGAUAAGCCAGUUAUCUUAAUUGGUGAGAGGUACCUAAGAUCUCUUUUGAACUGGGAGCUUGUCACUGUAUGUAAGACUAGAACCAAAAUCGACCCCGGUACGCGGCAAAUUUUGGCAGGUCUGUCACUUAAUGAUCUUACACACUUCCCAGCAGCUCAUGUUCUCGCUUAUUUGGAAGCUGUAUUUGAUAACAGUUACCAAGAAGCAGCAGAUGCUCUGCAUAACUAUUUUGACUAUAUGCUUACACAGAAUGAUGAGAACUGUUUCCAUAUAUCAUUGUUAUGUCUGGCUACUUUCCAUACCUGUAUGCAUGAUGGUCCCGCUGCUAUUAAGGCCUUUGAGGAGGCUACCAAAGUGGCUCGAGAAAAUAAAAAUACUGGUACUUUGAACUUAAUCAUGAUUUGGGUAGUGAAUUUCAUAGAAAUUUACCCCGAAUAUUCUAGUCAAUUUCAAGUUACAGUGGAGCAAAUAGUUCGUUAUCUCAAAUUCUGUCCAGAUAAUGAGAACUCUUUGAUCUUCGAAAAGGCAUACAAAUUUGAAUCACUUUUGCUUAUGAUGGAUAAUGCAGAUACAACGCUUGUAUUGGAAUCCUUUUUCAAAUAUAUGGCCAUUGCAAUUCAACGACUACAAUUUGGUUCGGAUUUCACUCAAGUUUGUAAAUAUGGAACCAAGUUAUGGGAAACAUUAGGUCAGCCUUUAUUGAGUGAAGUCUAUGGCGCAUAUAUGAAGGAAAGAAUACAGGGAGAUGAAGGUGACCAGGAAAUUCACGACGCCUUCAAAUCAUUGGAAUCUGGUGAUCAUUUGACAGUCAAUAAGAUCUUGCUGAAACUACGAUCACCCAGAUUGACUGAUGAUCAUUUGAAAAAAUUGAAACUACUAGAAAUUAAAUAUUUAAUAUCCACCGGGGACUAUGAGCAAGCAAUGCAAAGGGUAUCAGAAUCGAUGAGAGAUUUGGACACGAAUGUCAUGAAUGCAGAAUGGAAAUUCAAAUUUCAGGUGGAAAAUUGCCAUAUUCUGUUAUCCUGUGGGAUGGCGGUUAGAUGUCUUCCAAUUCUAAAAGAUAUGCUUGAUGCUUCUAUGCAGAGUAAAAACGUCCUGAGAGCAUCUGAAUCAAUUGUAUUAUUAUGUGCUACCUUAAAACAGUUGGGUAAAGAUGAAGAAUCCCGUUUUCUUCUAGAGAACAAUCUACAUGUCAUUCUCCAAUACAGACAUUUGGAAACAAGAGCUAUUGGCCUGCUCAAGUAA